Molecule: messenger RNA, 7551 nt
Organism: Coregonus clupeaformis (lake whitefish)
Lineage: Eukaryota; Metazoa; Chordata; Actinopteri; Salmoniformes; Salmonidae
Product: endoribonuclease Dicer
Exons: 35
Coding region: 347-6286 (1979 amino acids)
Biological process (GO): pre-miRNA processing; siRNA processing; apoptotic DNA fragmentation
Cellular component (GO): nucleus; cytoplasm; RISC complex
Molecular function (GO): ATP binding; ribonuclease III activity; RNA binding
Source: RefSeq, a predicted model, not a curated record
GCAGCAGGAGGGAGUGGAGGAGAGUGUAUCAGACGAAAUAAAAGGACAAUUUUCAAUCAAGACGGCUCUAUAAAAAAUAUUUAUUAGGAAGGAAGAAUCUUCAGCUCCUCAAGCCCUGUCAUUACAGCCUUUCAACUGUGUAGAGCUCCUCUAGUUGAGAUGCGGGGGAGUAUGAUGAGCUGAUUGAUGAGCGUUGAUCAUGAAGCCCAGAGUUAGUGCUGCCUGGUCCAUCACAGAGUCUAUGACCCUAUCUUAAGUUUUAGAGGAAGAGAAUGAGGAAAUGAGAUAAAGAGAAAGUGGACGAGUGGAGGACUGCACCCCCAGCGUCCCCCAGUCCUGAAGCAGCAUGUCAGGACUCCAGCUGGUCACCCCCGCCUCCAAUCCCAUGGGGCCUUUCUUUGGUCUCCCGUGGCAACAGGAGGCCAUCCACGAUAACAUCUACACACCUAGGAAAUAUCAGGUUGAACUUCUUGAAGCAGCUCUUGAACACAAUACUAUCGUCUGUUUAAAUACUGGCUCAGGGAAGACCUUUAUUGCAGUACUCUUAACUAAAGAGCUUUCCCACCAAAUCCGGGGAGACGGGAAGAGGACAGUUUUCCUGGUGAAUACAGCAUCGUCUGUGAUUCAGCAAGCAGCUAGUGUUAGGACCCACUCUGAUCUCCAGGUUGGAGAAUACACCAGCACGGAGAAGACCUCUUCAUGGUCUGGGGAAAAGUGGAGCCAAGAAAUGAUCGAAAAUCAGGUGCUCGUUAUGACUUGCCAUGUCUUCCUGCAUGUGCUGAAGAAUGGAGUGUUGCCACUAUCGAAACUCAACCUGGUGGUGUUUGAUGAGUGUCACCUGGCAAUCACAGACCAUCCCUACCAGGAGAUAAUGAAGCUAUGUGAGGGCUCUCUGUGCAGCCCUCGCAUCCUGGGCCUCACAGCAUCCAUUCUGAAUGGUAAAUGUGACCCGUCUGAACUGGAGCAGAAGAUCCAGAACCUGGAGCGGAUCUUAAGGAGCAAUGCAGAGACCGCUACUGACCUUGUUGUCCUCGACAGAUAUGCCUCCCAGCCCAGAGAAGUGGUGCUGGACUGUGGACCCUACCUGGACAAGAGCGGCCUCUCUGAGCGUCUGCUGAGCGAGCUGGAUGAGGCUCUCCACUUCCUCAACGACUGCAACAUAUCUGUGCCUCGAGAGGAUAGAGACCCCACCUUCAUAACCAAACAGGUGUUGAAUGACUGCCGGGCGGUGCUGCUGGUGCUGGGGCCGUGGUGUGCCGACAAGGUGGCUGGCAUCAUGGUGCGGGAGCUACAGAAGUACAUCAAACACGAACAGGAAGAGGUCAACAGGAAGUUCCUGCUCUUCACUGACACCAUCCUGAGGAAGGUCCACGCUCUGUGCGAGGAGCACUUCUCCCCGGCUUCUCUGGACCUGAAGUUUGUGUCUCCCAAAGUCAUCCGUCUCUUAGAGAUCCUCCAUGAGUACAAGCCCUUCGAGAGGCAGCAGUUUGAGAGCGUGGAGUGGUAUAACAAUCGCAACGAGGACAACUACGUAUCGUGGAGCGACUCAGAGGACGAAGACGAGGAUGAGGAGGUGGAGGUGAAGGAGAAGCCCGAGGCUAACUUCCCCUCGCCAUUCACCAACAUCCUGUGUGGGAUAAUCUUCGUGGAGAGGCGCUACACGGCCGUCAUCCUCAACCGGCUGAUAAAGGAGGCCGGGAAGCAGGACCCAGAGCUGGCCUACAUCAGCAGUAACUUCAUCACAGGCCACAGCAUCGGCAAGAACCAGCCACGCAACAAACAAAUGGAGGUAGAGUUCAGGAAGCAGGAAGAGGUUCUGCGUAAAUUCCGAGCCCACGAGACCAACCUGCUCAUAGCGACCAGCAUCGUGGAGGAAGGAGUGGAUAUUCCCAAGUGUAACCUGGUGGUGCGGUUCGACCUGCCCACUGAGUACAGGUCCUACGUUCAGUCUAAAGGCCGAGCCAGAGCUCCUGUAUCCAACUACAUCAUGCUGGCUGACAGUGAGAGGACCAAGACCUUUGAGGACGACCUGAAGACCUACAAGGCCAUAGAGAAGAUUCUGAGGAAUAAGUGUUCCAAGGCAGCGGGGGUCGGUGAGUUUGAGGUGGAACAGGUGCUGGAUGAUGACAACAUCCUGCCUCCAUACGUGCUCCGCUCUGAGGAUGGAGGGCCCCGCGUCACCAUCAACACGGCCAUCGGACACAUCAACAGAUACUGUGCCCGUCUGCCCAGUGACCCGUUUACCCACCUGGCACCCAAGUGUAAGACCAAGGAGCUGAAGGAUGGGCGCUACCAGUCAACCCUCUACCUGCCCAUCAACUCCCCUCUACGGGUGCCCGUUGCUGGGCCGACAAUGAACUGUGCAAGACUGGCAGAGAAAGCAGUAGCACUACUUUGUUGUGAAAAGCUUCACAAAAAAGGUGAGUUAGAUGACCACUUGAUGCCUGUGGGGAAGGAGACAGUAAAGUAUGAGGAGGAGCUGGAUCUCCAUGAUGAGGAGGAGACCAGUGUUCCAGGCAGGCCAGGAUCCACCAAGAGGAGGCAGUGCUACCCUAAAGCUAUACCAGAGUGUCUUCGGGACAGUUACCCUGUACCAGAGCAGUCUUACUACCUGUAUGUGGUCGGCAUGGUCCUCACCACCCCUCUGCCUGAUGAGCUCAACUUCCGGCGCAGGAAGCUCUACCCUCCAGAGGACACUACCAGGUGCUUCGGCAUCCUGACCGCCAAACCUAUACCUCGGAUCCCCCAUUUUCCUGUGUACACACGGUCUGGUGAGGUGACCAUCUCCAUCGAGCUCCAGAAGGCAGGGUUCACCCUGAGUGCUGUCCAGCUGGACCUGAUCACCAGAUUACACCAGUACAUCUUCUCUCACAUCCUCCGCCUGGAGAAACCUGCUCUGGAGUUCAAACCCACGCAGGCCGACUCAGCCUACUGCGUUCUACCUCUCAAUGUUGUUGAGGAUUCCAACACUCUAGAUUUGGACUUUAAAUUCAUGGAGGACAUAGAGAAGUCUGAGGCUCGUAUUGGCAUUCCUACCACCCAGUACACCAAGCAGAACCCCUUCACCUUCAAACUGGAAGACUACCAAGACGCUGUCAUCAUUCCACGGUAUCGUAACUUUGACCAGCCUCACCGUUUCUACGUGGCUGACGUUUACACAGACCUCACGCCGCUCAGCAAGUUCCCGUCGCCGGAGUAUGAGACUUUUGCUGAGUACUACAAAACCAAGUACAACCUGGACCUGUCCAAUGUAAACCAGCCACUAUUGGAUGUCGACCACACCUCCUCACGACUGAACCUGUUAACCCCUCGCCACCUGAACCAGAAGGGGAAGGCACUGCCCCUCAGCAGUGCAGAGAAGAGGAAGGCCAAGUGGGAGAGUCUACAGAACAAACAGAUCCUGGUCCCAGAGCUGUGUGCCAUUCACCCCAUCCCAGCCUCUCUGUGGCGGAAGGCUGUGUGUCUCCCCAGCAUACUGUACCGCCUCCACUGCCUCCUCACAGCUGAGGAGCUGAGGGCCCAGACAGCCAGCGACGCUGGAGUAGGAGCCCAGACCCUGCCCCCUGACUUCAGGUAUCCAAACUUGGACUUUGGAUGGAAGAAGUCCAUCGACAGCAAGUCUUUCAUCUGUCCGUGUGAUGAGGAAGAGGAUGAUGAUGAGGAGGAAGAGGACAGUGGUGAUGAGAACUGUAAACAACAAGGCCAGACUGUAGCCCCUGACCCUGCUGUUGCUCAGCAACCCUGUAGUGACUGUCAUGUCUCCUCCUGGCCUGAGAGGGGCGACGUCAGCAAACACCCAGAAGAUGACAGGCCAGAGGAGGAGGAGCCCCAGCAGCCAGACUCUGCCUCCUGCACCAAUACCCUCACUAACGGCACUGCUGCCGUCGCCAAAGACAAUGGUGACUACGGCGACCACGCUAACCUUCACGACGGACGGGAUAACUGCCAGUUCCUCCCGGGUGGCCCUGGUUCGCCACUGGAGAGCGAAGAAGAAGUAUCAACAACAAUGACAACACAAACCACUACCUCAGUUCUUCCUGUGCAGCCCUCUCCAAGCACAGAGAACCAGAAUCUAACCCCAACACCACCCCAGACCCAGUCUCAGCUUCAGCCCCGGACCCAGCCUCGACCCCACCAGGCUAGCGAUGAAUGUAAACCAGGGGGGACCACAGAGCUCCGUGAGGGCGAUGGACACCACAUGAAUCAAGCUACCUCAGACUCCUGCAGCCCAGCAACAGUGAUGUGGCCCAAGGGCACUGCUCCCAUCACAACCACAGCACCUUUACCUGACUACUCAAAGACCCAGGAGACCAGCUCCACAGGGGGGGACACCCCUGGCCCCUGCCCCAAGACCCUGGGGCCCAACCCGGGGCUUAUCCUUCAGGCCCUGACCCUAUCCAACGCUAGCGAUGGCUUCAACCUGGAGCGUCUGGAGAUGCUGGGAGACUCGUUCUUGAAGCACGCCAUCACCACCUACCUGUUCUGUACUUACCCUGACGCACACGAGGGACGACUCUCCUACAUGAGGAGCAAGAAGGUGAGCAACUGUAACUUGUAUCGUCUGGGGAAGAAGAAAGGUCUUCCUAGCAGGAUGGUAGUGUCCAUCUUUGAUCCGCCGGUCAACUGGCUGCCCCCUGGCUACGUGGUCAACCAGGACGAGAGCAGCGAAGACAAAUGGGACGAGGAUGAGGCCAAAGAGGACCCCCUAGACAACGGUAGUGCUGGAGAGGAGUUAUGUGAGGAUGAGGAGGAGUUAGAGGAGGAGGUGCUGGAGGAGGAUGAAGAUCUGAUGUGGAAGGAGCCUAAAGAAGAAGUCAACAUCGAGGAUGACCUGGAGUACUACCAGGAGCACAUCAAGUUCAUCGACAACAUGCUCAUGGGCACCGGUGCCUUCGGCAAAAAGAUCUCCCUCAGGACCUUCCCCCCUGCCCUCACCACCGCGGCCCCUGGCCCCAGCCCCUCCGCCCGCUCCUCCUCCCCUGCAGCCGAGCCCAGCUACGGGGAGUGGAAACCCCCCAAGAAACCUGUCCCGGUCCCCACCCCCCACUACCCCUCGGAGCCUAGCGGUGGUGGCUCAGCAGAUGAGUUUGACUACAGCUCGUGGGACGCCAUGUGUUACUUGGACCCCAGCAAGGCGGGGGAGGAGGAUGAUUUCGUGGUGGGUUUCUGGAACCCGUCUGAGGAGAACUGUGGAGUGGAGCUGGCGAAACAGUCCAUCUCCUACGACCUGCACACGGAGCAGUGCAUCGCUGACAAGAGCAUCGCUGACUGUGUGGAGGCACUGCUGGGCUGCUACCUCACCAGCUGUGGGGAGAGGGCUGCUCAGAUGUUCCUCUGCUCACUGGGACUCAAGGUGUUACCGGUGGAGAGUCGGAGUCGGAGUCUGAGGGAGGAGGGUGGAGUCACAGAGGUAGCGAACCUUGACCUCCAGUAUGGCUGGCUGAAGAUCCCGCCCCGCUGCAUGUUCGACCACCCGGACGCCGAACGCACCCUCAACCACCUCAUCUCCGGCUUCGAGAACUUUGAGAGGAAGAUCAGCUACACCUUCCAGAACAAGGCCUACCUGCUGCAGGCCUUCACACACGCCUCCUACCAUUAUAAUACCAUUACAGAUUGUUACCAGCGGCUGGAGUUUCUUGGCGAUGCAAUUUUAGACUACCUCAUAACGAAGCACCUUUAUGAAGACCCGCGCCAACACUCUCCCGGCGUGCUCACAGACCUGCGCUCGGCACUCGUCAACAACACUAUCUUCGCCUCCCUGGCCGUCCAGUACGACUACCACAAGUACUUCAAGGCUGUGUCGCCCGAGCUGUUUCACGUCAUUGACGACUUUGUGCAAUUCCAGCUGGAGAAGAACGAGAUGCAAGGCAUGGACUCUGAGCUGCGGCGGUCAGAGGAAGACGAGGCGAAAGAGGAGGACAUUGAGGUCCCCAAAGCAAUGGGAGACAUCUUUGAGUCGCUAGCCGGAGCAAUUUACAUGGAUAGCAGGAUGUCACUGGAGACUGUGUGGCAAGUGUAUUAUCCAAUGAUGAGGCCACUUAUAGAGAAAUUCUCGGCUAAUGUCCCUCGCUCUCCGGUGCGGGAGCUGUUGGAGAUGGAGCCAGAGACGGCCAAGUUCAGCCCUGCAGAGAGGACGUACGACGGGAAGGUCCGUGUGACGGUGGAGGUCGUGGGCAAGGGCAAGUUCAAAGGUGUGGGCCGCAGCUAUCGGAUUGCCAAGUCUGCCGCCGCGCGCCGGGCCCUGCGCAGCCUCAAAGCCAACCAACCUCAGGUCCCGAACAACUGAGCGUCACACGCUAACUAGCUAGCUACUGAUGCUAGCAACUGACACUAGCUACCUACAACUGACACUAGCCAACUGAUGCUAGCUGCUAGCUAGAUACCGACGGUAGCUAGUAGCCACUGAUGCUAGCUACUGACGCUAACCAGUAGCUACCGGUGCUAGCGAUUGAUGCUAGUUACCAAUACACCGCAACGUUAGCCCUGUAUCUCCAGCCCUCAACGGCACAACUAAGGCAGCCAGGGAACGUUAUGUAGAGACCUGGGGAUGUCACAACACAACAAGAGAGCUGAUCUAGUCGUAACGGAUUUCACAUUGGAUGUUUUUUUUGCGCAAACACAAUCUUUACUUUACUUCUCUGGUUUGUGUAAUCACGAGAGUGCUUUAUUAAUGUAUAGCAAAGUGUUAAAAAGAAAAAAAAGGUCAGGUGUCACUUUGUUUAUUUCUGUUUUUUAUUUUGUUUUUUUUACUUUGGUUUGUUUAACCUCUACUUUGUGUCAGUGAGAUAUGAGGCUUAUGGUUAUUAUGAGUCGUUUUAGAUUAUACAUAGAGGGUUCAAAUCAAACGUGUAAAUCAAACAAUGCUGAACUCCUCAGUCUGUGCACUAGUGCCAGUUUUAAAGUGGUUUUUAAAACGCUAUGGCUAAGAACAUGGCAAGCAGAGGCCAGACCACCGACAAAAUAGACCAUUGGGGCCCACCUCGGUCUAAACUCUCUUGAGAUGGUAUUCUUAGGAUGCGUCUCAAAUGGCACCCUUUCCCCUAUAUAGGACACUAUGGGUCCUGGUCAAAAGUAGUGCACUAUAUAGGGAAUAGGGUGCCAUUAGGAAUGCAGCGUCAGUCAUUAUUGCACUUAUUCCAUUAGGGUCUGUUAUGUUGAGAAUUGUGUGGUCGGAUGGACACCACAAUACUAUACGUAACAAUAUCUAUAACUAUAUGAUGAAAUAUGAAUAUUAUUUGCCUUACAUACUAAGGCCCUCCCUCGUAUCCUGAAAAAAAAGGAUAGAAAGUCAACAUUCCCAGUUACUGUAAUUUAAAAAUAGUUUUUAAACAGCACUUGAGGAUGCAUGUUCAUGUAGCUUAUGUAUUAAUAACCAUGGCAACUGGAUGGCUUAUAUAAACAUUAUAAAUCUAUCAAUAUAUCUAAAGCAAAAGAAAGAGAUUAUAUGUUUAUUAUGACAUAAGUCGAAACUUUGGUUUCAAGUACACUACCGUUCAAAAGUUUGGGGUCACUUAGACAUUUCCUUGUUUUAGAAAGAAAAGCAAUUUUUUU